AUGGCGAAUCCGGAUCCAUUACCCGAUGCUUUGCUUGCUGCUGCUGUGCUUCCAUCACCUAAUUUUUCAAUUGAUGCUUUCGACAAGAAAAAGUUGAAAUGGAUGCGGUGGGUGGAACGACUGGAAACUGCUUUUUCCAUCUUCGGGAUUGCUGACGCUGUGAUGCGGAAAAAUCUACUAUUGCAUCAUAUGGGUCCCGAAACGUACGAUGUCAUUUGCGACAAAAUUGCACCAGAGGUUCCCCGAGACAAAACGUACGAGCAAAUUGUCGUUACCCUGGAAGGAUUUUUCAACCCCCAGCCGUUGGAAAUAAGUGAAAAUUUCCGGUUCAAGUGUCGCCGGCAAGGUGACAAGAAUGCUGCUUCCCCCGAUGAAUCUGUGGACGAAUAUUUAGUGUCCCUCCGCCGAAUUGCUGUUACGUGCAACUUUGGUGAUUAUCUUGACACGGCGCUGCGAAACCAGCUGGUAUUCGGGAUAAAACGAAACGAUAUCCGAAGUCGGCUAUUGGAAAGAAGGAUCCUUACCCUUCAGGAAGCCCGUGACAUUGCUGUUAGUAUGGAGCUGUCGCGGAAAGGCGGAGCUGAGAUCGAGGGAAACUUGGCGAAGCAAGAAGUCUUCGCGCUGCGCCGGAUGAAAGGUAAAAGUGCUAAAAACAUUGAAAUUAGUGAAAAAGGGAAAUCCUCCACGAAUGUGCAUCCAAACGCGGGCAAGGUUAGCUGUUUUCGCUGUGGGGAUAAAUCUCACCUUGCAAAUGCAUGUAAGCAUAGGGAAACCGUUUGCUCAUUUUGCAAAAUAAAGGGGCAUCUCGCAAAAGUGUGUAUGAAAAAGAACGCGAAAUCGAACGAUACUUCUGGUCGUGCCGGGAAUACAGCAAACGUAGCUCAGACGAAUUACGUCGAUCAAUCCGGUAAUGGUGCGAAGCCUACUAAUGCGGAAGUGCGCGAAGUGUGUACCGUCGAGUCGAUGCCAGGAAAUACGAAAUUCUGGCUCGAAGUGCGUGUAAACGGAUCGAAUAUUCGGUUUGAGGUCGACACUGGAUCGCCAGUCAGUAUUAUCAGUGCUAGGCUCCGGAAAAGCCUGUUUUCGAAGGCGCGGUUGCGUGUGUGCGAUACGAAUCUUAUUAGUUACUGCAACAACAGCAUCGAUGUGCUGGGUAUUAUCGACGCGCGGGUGGAAUCCGACGACAAGAUUAUUACGUUACCGUUGUAUGUGGUGAAUUCCGAUAAACAUCCAUUGCUGGGAAGAGAGUGGCUAAAAGUUUUGUCGGUUGACUGGAAUAAGGUACUUCGGGGACCGAGUGCUGUUAAUACAAUUGCUGCUGCCACUGCUUCUAUUUCUACUGCUGCUGCGCUCGAAAAAGUGUUGGCGAAGUACCCGAGGGUGUUCGAUAAUUCAAUCGGUAAAAUUUCCAGUGUCCAAGCCAACUUACCGUUGAAGAGUAAUGUGCGUCCUGUGUUCGUGAAAGCAAGGAAGAUGCCCUUCAAUAUGCAAAAAAUCGUGGAGAACGAAUUGGAUAAACUCGUUGCGGAGGGAGUACUUACAAAAGUUAACCAAAGCAAUUGGGCGACACCAAUCGUUCCUGUGAAAAAGUCCCAAAAUCGUGUGCGGAUUUGCGGGGACUAUAAACAAACUGUGAAUCCAAAUCUCGUGGUGGACAAGCAUCCACUACCGACUGUGGACGAAUUGUUUGCUUCGUUGGCUGGUGGAAUCAAAUUCACCAAAAUUGAUCUCGUUCAAGCAUACUUGCAAAUGGAAGUCGCUCCUGAGGAUCGAGAAAUGUUAACAUUGAGUACUCACAGAGGUUUGUACCGUCCAAAUCGUCUGAUGUACGGCGUCGCUUCGGCGCCAGCAAUCUGGCAACGUCAGAUGGAAAUAAUACUGCAGGGAAUUGACGGAGUCAGCGUGUUUCUGGACGACAUAAAAAUCUCUGGUGCUGAUGAUGAAACUCAUUUGCGUCGGCUGGAAGAGGUUCUUCGGCGACUAAAUUUACAUGGUAUUCGUGUGAACAAGGAGAAAUGCGACUUCUUUGUUGACACGAUUGAAUAUUGCGGGUACCUGAUUGAUAAGGAUGGUAUCCAUAAACUGCGUAAGAAGAUUGAAGCGAUCCAGGAAAUGCCCCGACCGAAAAAUAAGGACGAAGUUCGGUCGUUCGUCGGAUUAAUCAAUUACUACGGUCGGUUUUUCGAGAAUCUGAGCACUGUGCUGUAUCCUCUGAACAACCUAUUGAAACAUGAAGUGCCCUUCAAGUGGACUAAUCAAUGCGAAGUGUCCUUCCGGAAGGUGAAGGAGCAAAAUGCAGUCCGACAGUUUCCUUGUCCACUACUCGCCCGAACUACCGCUGCUGCUUGCCACGGAUGCAUCACCUUGCGGAGUUGGUGCUGUGUUAAGCCAUGUAUACCCCGACGGUACUGA
Messenger RNA from Topomyia yanbarensis, 2412 nucleotides. RefSeq lists its product as uncharacterized. The record is from RefSeq and is a predicted model, not a curated record. Lineage: Eukaryota; Metazoa; Arthropoda; Insecta; Diptera; Culicidae. Gene Ontology annotation, molecular function: nucleic acid binding; zinc ion binding. The transcript has a single exon. Bases 1 to 2412 code for a protein of 803 amino acids.